GACACACACACAUCCGGAUAUUACCCAGCAGCCACCGGAAAGCCUAGCAUCACAACAACAACAGCAGCAGCUAGCCGUUAGCCGUUAGCUCGGGAGGGAAACGCGAAGUUUGUUUUUUCUUCUGGUUUGGUGACAGACUAACAGGUACGCUGGAAUUUUCUGAUACCCACUCGGACAUGUCCUAUGUCUUCAUCAACGACUCGUCGCAGACCAACGUGCCUCUGCUGCAGGCCUGCAUCGACGGAGACCUGCCGUUCGCCAAGAGGCUCCUGGAGACGGGAUGCGACCCAAACAUCCGCGACAACCGGGGCCGCACCGGCCUGCACCUAGCCGCCGCCAGAGGGAAUGUGGACAUAUGCCGCCUCCUGCACAAGUUUGGAGCCGAUCUGUUGGCGACGGAUUAUCAAGGAAACACGGCGCUGCACCUGUGCGGUCACGUGGACACGAUACAGUUCCUGGUGUCCAACGGGCUGAAGAUCGACAUCUGUAACCACAACGGAUCGACCCCUCUGGUGCUGGCCAAGAGACGCGGCGUCAACAAGGACGCCAUUCGUCUGCUGGAAGGACUGGAGGAGCAGGAGGUGAAAGGCUUCAACAGAGGACCGCACUCCAAACUGGAGACCAUGCAGAUGGCCGACAGUGAGAGUGCGAUGGAGAGCCACUCUUUACUCAACCCCAACCUGCAGAGCAGCGAGGGCGUCCUGUCCAGCUUCAGGACCACCUGGCAGGAGUUUGUGGAGGAUCUGGGCUUCUGGAGGGUCCUGCUGCUGCUGGUGGUCAUCGCCCUCCUCUCUCUCGGCAUUGCCUACUACGUCAGCGGGGUUCUUCCAUUCUCCACCAGCCAGCUGGAGCUGGUGCACUGAGCUGGGCGGGCGGGGGCAGUAAAAAACGAAGCAUGUGGGGGUAGUUAAAAAAUAAACAAGUGGCGUUCUGCUUUCAGUGUUUAUACCAAAACGAGAAUGCAGAUUUUUGUUUCUUUGCAGCCCGGAUCUCGUCUUUUUCUCGGUUGUCUAGAGCAGAAACCUCAUGUUGUAUCGUGUUAGUCGAACAAAAGAACAAAAGUCACUUUCUUAAUUAGAAAAACACAACUUGCAAGCUUGAGUUGAUUAACAGCCGGACCCCGACAGUGUCUUGUUUGAAUCUUGUGUAACAUAACCUUUUAAAAUGAGCUGCUUUGACUGAAAUGACUGAAAAUAUAGACUCUGACAUUUCCUUGUUUCCUUCAUCCUGUACGCUCUGUUACAAGCUGUAUAUUGCCAUUGUUUUUGUAUCAUUUAUUUUCUUAUUUAUCAAAUAUCUUCUCUUAAUUUUCCUGUUUUUGUUUAAACCCCUCGCUGUCUUUUAAUCUCUUUUUACGCCAACUGGAAGCGCUUUAGUCGUGAACGUGAAGUCGAGUGUCGUCUGCGUAGAAACGCACCUCGACCACUUGAGAGAAAGCUUCGCGCUUCACAAGACAUUCCCGCCAGAAGCAUGCGGCUUUGUUGCAUUGAAACAAAAAUAGAAAGAGCCUGUUGUUGUUGUAAACAUGCACAAGUAGGCACAACACUCCUAAAGUGUAGAAUUAUGGCAGCAGAUUAACGGUUAUGACUUGUUUUGUAUUCAUUUUAUCUCGAUGUCCUUGUAAACCAUGUAGAUUUUAUUUGUUGUUUUUUUUUUGUUUUUUCCACCGUUGAUUUUCAGUGUACAAUAACGCAUAUGAAGUAAAUCCUAAUUUAAUGUGGAAAAUGAAUAAAAAAAUCAUGUGUAUGUAUGAUUAUAAUCAA
This is a messenger RNA of Larimichthys crocea (large yellow croaker), 1763 nucleotides long. Its product is annotated as ankyrin repeat domain-containing protein 46. The coding region runs from base 177 to 863 and encodes 228 amino acids. NCBI's taxonomy places the organism in Eukaryota, Metazoa, Chordata, Actinopteri, Sciaenidae. Gene Ontology annotation, molecular function: protein binding. The transcript has 4 exons. The record is from RefSeq and is a predicted model, not a curated record.